Messenger RNA from Didymodactylos carnosus, 918 nucleotides. The record is from the annotation of a GenBank genome assembly. Lineage: Eukaryota; Metazoa; Rotifera; Eurotatoria; Philodinida; Philodinidae.
AUGCAGUUCAUAGUACUGGUCGAAACUAGACAACAUAUUAAUAACGAUCAUGAUGAUAUACUUAUUAAUAUGUUAAAUUUGGAAAAAUAUUAUUUACCAUUAGUCUCUUCAAAAAUACAAUCAACGAAAAGAUCAUUGUCUGUGACAAAUUACAGUAAAUCAAAUAUUCGAAAAAUAAUUGCGAAUUCAAUACAUGGGAUCUGUGAACAAGAUUCAAUAUCAAAUGAUGUAUUUCCAUUAACAAUGAAUUUAUUUGAUCGCUAUUGUUCGUCUUUAACUCAAAAUGAAUCAAGUUUAAUUAAAUCUGUUGAAUUAAUUGCUAUUUCAUGUUAUCAAAUAGCAAAAAAACUUCGAUAUACUCCGAUUAAUUUCAAAGAAAAUCAUAAAAUUAGUUUAAUAUUAAAUGAUUAUACGGAUGAUGAAAUAUUCGAUGCUGAACAAACAAUAUGUGUUAAACUUGGUUGGGAUUUGACAUCAAUUAUUCCGUAUGACUACGUCAAUUUAAUAUUAGAAAAAUUACCAUUUACUGAGAUGCAACAACUUAAACUAAAGCAACAUGUAGAGAUUUUGCUAUGUUUAUGUACAUGUGAAUAUGAAUGUUCAACGAUAUUACCAAGUUUAAUUGCUUGUGGUUGUAUCAAAUCGGCUAGCAAAGGUUUAUAUUCAAACACAGAUUUAAUUCAUGACGAUUAUUUACUUCCAAAAAUGAAUAAAUCAAUAAAAAAUGAUAUCGAUAAUAGUCAAAUGAUUGUUGAAAAAAUAGUACAAAUUCGUCUACAAGAGUUACAUAUUCCUCCAACGCCAACUGUCAAAUCUGUCAUAUUAUCGCCAUCAUCCCGACGUUGUUUAGUAUCAAUUGAAAAUAAUCAAAACAGUCCAAAAACAUCAAAACGUAGAUCAUUUUGUAUUGUCAGAUAA